AUGCUGAAUCCGAUCUCUUCUCAGAAAUUGGCCACUCUCCGCGCCGAAGCUGAUGCCGCGAUGGAGCGAGCGGAGACAGCGGAGGCGAAGUUCAAGAAGCUCGAGUUGGAGAGCACGAUGAAGGACCAAGAGCUGGUCAGCCUGCAACACAAGGUCAGCACUCUAGAGACGGAGCUUGAGGCGGCCGAGAAGAAGAUCUCGGACGCUAAGGUCCACAAGGAGGAGGAGGAGUCCAACAAGUCGACUAACGAAAACCUUAACCGCAAGAUCGCCCUGCUCGAGUCCGAGUUAGACAACGCCGAGAAAAACUUGAGGGAAACCACGGAUAAACUCCGUCAGGUCGACGUCAAGGCCGAGCACUUCGAGCGCCAAGUCCAGCGCAUCGAGUCCGAGCGAGACUCCUGGGAGAAGAAAUGGGAAGAGACGCAGGAGAAGUACAUUGCGUCCAAGCGAGAGCUCGAGGAGGUCGUCCAACAGAUGGAGGCAAUCCCUAUGAUGUCCGCGCUCUCCUCCCCCGGUCCUGCGCAUCGUAUAUUCUCACCACACGUAUACGAUAGCCCACACGCUUCUCCUGCUCCUGCGCCCGACCUGCCCGACCUCGGUCUCCAAGGCCGGCUGUCGUAG
This is a messenger RNA of Puccinia triticina, 624 nucleotides long. RefSeq lists its product as uncharacterized. Bases 1 to 624 code for a protein of 207 amino acids. The transcript is spliced from 7 exons. Gene Ontology annotation, cellular component: actomyosin contractile ring; actin filament. Gene Ontology annotation, molecular function: actin filament binding. The record is from RefSeq and is a predicted model, not a curated record. Gene Ontology annotation, biological process: mitotic cytokinesis; actin filament organization. Lineage: Eukaryota; Fungi; Basidiomycota; Pucciniomycetes; Pucciniales; Pucciniaceae.